AUGGCUAGCCAUUCUGAUCUAAACCCUUUCCUUUUCUAUCUCACGAAAGAUGAGCGCUUAGAUCUAUAUCGUCAGAUUCUUCGAGGCACAGCUCCAAUUUUCGACAUCUCUGCUCGCCGGGUUCUUGCAACGCUUCUUCGACACCCAUCUCUGAUGGAGGAGUUAUCCGUGAAGGACUCAAAGGAGAUCUUUUCCAGAGCAUCAGGGAUCACGGAUGACCCAUGGCCGCUUGAUGAAAUUUUAGACGAGGAAAUUCUUCAGGAAGAGCUUCGGGCUCGGCAACUAAGGGCUCAAUCUACGGAUCCCUCUGCUGGUAUGUCUAUUGUGCCUCUGUCUACGAUAGCCUUCACAGGUUCCCAACCUCAAAGCACCGACAAGGCCACUCCAAAAAUGGCUGAGCAUUCGCAUGAUCCCGCCACUGCUCCAGCCUCAGAUCCAGUUAUUGAUGAUCUAGUUUCUGCUCUAGGCUCUGUUCCAGAGGAUGUUGAGGUAUCGAUUCGGGACAUAGUUUCUGAGCCUGAGGAUCCAUCAGUUCAAGCAGCCAUCAUCUCAGACACCAUUGCAAAUAUGCCUAACUCUGCCCGUGCAGAAACGGUUGUCCCAGUUAUCAGAGUGCCGUUUGCUGCAUCGAAGGCCAAAGGGAAAGCCAAAGUUACUGAUCCAGAUGAAGCUUCUGCUGCAGCUCCGGUGGCUAAGAGAAAGCUUCACAUGUCCGGUGAUGUUGAAUUUGUCUCUGAAUCUCGUCCUAGCAAGCGUUCUGAACAUCGGCCUACGGGUCUUGCUCAGCGUCCAAGACUGCUACGGUGUCCAAGGAAACAUUUUUCAGACCAAUCUUGCUCUCUCCUGCAUUGGAAACAGUAUGGCAGCAACAUUCCAAUCGCGAUAUCUUUGGUUGAGAAGAAUUUCAGUAUUGAGUACCUCAUUCGCGUGUGCAAUAUCAUUCCCUUUCUUCGUGCUCAGAACCUUCUCCAAACUAUCCAGAAUGUAGGAGCCUACUCUGCCUGGCUUAUUCCGGAAUUCUACGCCAAUCUCACAUCUGAUUCUCUUCGGCCGACCUCUCCGCAUUAUCAUCAGGUUUUUAUCCGGGAUGUUUGGUAUGAUUUUAGUCCCUCUAUUAUUAAUGCUUAUUUUCAGCGUGAUGCGUGUGAUGAUCUUUUUGAGCCUGCUGGGGACUUUCUUGCAUCCCAUCUUACCCACAAUGAGAUCAACAUCUGGCCAAAGGAUGGUCUGCCUUCGAAUGUACUUACUGCAGUCUAUUCGGUUCUGUUUCGCCUAGCUUCUAGCAAUUGGAUCCCGAAUGUCUCUGUGCACACUGUCAAUAAGAAGAUGGUCUCUCUGUUAUACAAAGUUCGACAUCAACUGCCUAUUGAUCUUGGUCACCUCAUCUAUCAUCACAUCAUGAGUUUUGCUAAAAAGAAUGAAGCCAAGAUUCAUCUCCCUUUUCCAUGCCUUAUCACCGGGAUUCUGCAACAACAAGGGCUUCAACUCUAUUCCAAUGAAGAGCUCUGCCAUGUUACUCACAAGACUUCUAUGGACUCUUGCAUCUUCCAAAGGUCACACUAUGAUGGUCGUGCCACUCUCUCCUCAGUUCCACCUGCCCCUGCUCCAGCUGAUCCUCCAGCGACAGGCCUGGACACUACACUGGCUACUUCUGCUACUGAUUCUGCUUCGACACUGGCUGUUCUUCGUCAGCAAGUCACCUUUGUUACUUCACACAUUGCUACAAUGAAGGAUGCCUCUCUAGCCAUUCAAUCUUCCAUCUCUACUGCCGAGGCUCAGCUGCUCCGCACCAAUCGCCAGAUUGCCUCUAUUGAGAAUGCUUCUACUGCUGCUCCUGCUGGUGAUGAUGAAGACUUGGAGACCUCCUCCUCCUCCACCCAGUCCUGA
This is a messenger RNA of Ipomoea nil (Japanese morning glory), 1887 nucleotides long. RefSeq lists its product as uncharacterized. NCBI's taxonomy places the organism in Eukaryota, Viridiplantae, Streptophyta, Magnoliopsida, Solanales, Convolvulaceae. The coding region runs from base 1 to 1887 and encodes 628 amino acids. The record is from RefSeq and is a predicted model, not a curated record. The transcript has 3 exons.